CAGUGAAGCUCCUCCCACACUGGAAUACAUCAUCAGUGAAGCUCCUCCCACUGCAAUUCUCCAAUAAAUGCUGUAAAUUCCCAUCAGCUACAAGUGAAGACGAGCAUCAGAGCAUCAGGAAGAGCUGAAAUCUGCCAAGACUGAGUUUAUUAAAGAGGACAGUGAGAACAUGAGUGAUCCAGAACCCUGCAGAAUGAAACACACUGAAGAUCCUGAAGGACAAAGAGACCCGAUGGAAGAGAGCGAGGAGAGAGAAGAACUGAGUGAAGUGAAGGAGGAGAGAGAAGAACUGAGUGAAGUGAAGGAGGAGAGAGAAGAACUGAGUGAAGUGAAGGAGGAACAUCAUGUCCAACCUGGAGGAAAACCUUUGAGUCGCUCAAAGACUAAACAGACAUUUUUAAAGAAAAGAAGAGCCAAGAAAUCUUUCACCUGCACUCAGUGUGGAAACAGUUUCACAACCAAACAACGUCUUGAGAUUCACAUGAGGAUCCACACCGGAGAGAAAGCGUUCACAUGUGAUCAGUGCGGGAAGAGUUUCACACAAAUAGCAAAGCGUAAUCAACACAUGAUGAUCCACACCGGAGAGAAGCCGUUCUCAUGUGAUCAGUGUGGAAAGAGUUUCAGUCAAUCAUCAUCCCUUAAUAUUCACAUGAGGAUCCACACCGGAGAGAAGCCUUUCUCAUGUGAUCAAUGCGGGAAAACAUUUCGUAGUGCAUCACACCUGAAGAAACACCUGACAGUUCAUACGAAGGAGAAGCCGCAUUCAUGUUCUGUGUGUGGAAAGAGUUUUUCACUGCUGGAAUCUUUACAUAGACAUGAGAAAAUACACACUGGUGUGAGAGAGUACAUGUGCUUUGAGUGUGAGAAGACUUUUACUUCAGCAAACUGUUUAAAACUGCACCAGAGGAUCCACACUGGAGAAAAACCUUACAAGUGUUCACACUGUGACAAGAGAUUCAGUGUGUCAUCAUCUCUGAAAACACAUGAGAGGAUCCACAACAGAGAGAAACUACACACGUGUGAUCAGUGCGGGACGAGUUUCUCUUUUAAAACUCACCUGAAGCGACACAUGAAGAUCCACACAGUGGAGAAACCACUUAAACACAGUCUGAGAUCACGGUAAGUAGUUUAUUUUCAUG
Molecule: messenger RNA, 1139 nt
Organism: Rhinichthys klamathensis goyatoka
Lineage: Eukaryota; Metazoa; Chordata; Actinopteri; Cypriniformes; Leuciscidae
Product: zinc finger protein 239-like
Exons: 2
Coding region: 170-1123 (317 amino acids)
Biological process (GO): regulation of transcription by RNA polymerase II
Molecular function (GO): DNA-binding transcription factor activity, RNA polymerase II-specific; RNA polymerase II cis-regulatory region sequence-specific DNA binding
Source: RefSeq, a predicted model, not a curated record